AUGACGAGGGUGCUGACUAUCAAGAGGGUUCCAACAGUGGUUUCGAAUUACCAGGAGGACAGUAAUAAUGAAGAUAAUAAUUCUGAGAGAGCCUUAGGGUGCACAAGGAAUUGUCUGGGAAAGUGCUGCUUACCUGUCUCAAAGCUUCCUCUAUAUACGUUCAAGAUAGACAGAGAGCAUCCUAUUGAAGAUGGAAAUGUGAAUGUGAAUUCGUCUGAAGAGCUACCUCAGGUAUUUUUCCUUCACAAUUUGUUGCUUGGACAGUGGGAGGAUCGAAUGAGGCGUGGUCUUUUUCGCUACGACGUAACCAAUUGUGAGACAAAGGUUAUCCCUGGGAAAUACGGAUUUAUUGCCCAGCUAAACGAAGGUCGCCACCUGAAGAAACGGCUCACUGAAUUUCGGGUCGACCAGGUUCUUCAGCCCUUUAAUGACAGUAAAUUCAACUUCACCAAAGUUGGCCAAGAAGAAGUGCUGUUCAGGUUUGAACCAAGCAAUGACAACAAGAGCCACUUCUUCCCUAGCGCAGAUAUAUAUGACCUUAUUUAUAUGCUUUUUAAUGUGAGCCCUAUUGAGUAUGGACAUGUUCUAAUGAUACCUCGGCUUCUCGACUACUUGCCACAGAGGAUCGACCAUAAGAGCUUCUUAUUUGCAGUUCAUAUGGCUAGAGAAGCAGCAGAUCCCUUGUUUAGAGUGGGUUACAACAGCUUGGGUGCUUUUGCCACUAUUAACCACCUGCACUACCAAGCAUAUUACUUGGCAGUGCCCUUACCAGUUGAGAAAGCUUCAAACCGAAGAGUAGGUGGGGAGAAAGGGCCGUGCGAUAAAGGAGUGGUUGUUUCAGAGCUGUGGAAUUAUCCAACACGAGGUCUUGUUUUUGAGGGUGGAAAUACGAUAAGCGAUUUAUCUGAUGUAGCUGCUAGUUCUUGCAUUUGCCUGCAGAAAAAAAAUGUCCCUUUCAAUGUGCUCAUCUCUGAUUGUGGGAAAAGGAUCUUUUUGUUUCCUCAGUGUUUUGCUGAGAAACAAGCACUUGGAGAAGUAAGCCAGGAGAUAUUGGACACUCAAGUAAACCCGGCAGUAUGGGAGAUCAGCGGACACAUAGUGUUGAAAAGAAGGAAGGAUUUUGAUGAUGCAUCAGAGGCGUAUGCAUGGAGACUUCUUGCUGAGGUUUCUUUAUCAGAAGCAAGGUUUCAAGAGGUGAAGGAUUAUGUAUUUGAAGCAGCAGGAUUGCAGAAGGCAAAUGUGGAAGAGAAUAACAUAAACGAAAAAGAAUCUCUUUACAAGCCACCUGCUCGUAGUCCAGCUGCCCCACAUUUACCUCGAGACUGUUCAGUUCAUCAAUGACAGGUUCC
This is a messenger RNA of Quercus robur (English oak), 1349 nucleotides long. RefSeq names its product GDP-L-galactose phosphorylase 2-like. Gene Ontology annotation, biological process: glucose metabolic process. The transcript is spliced from 5 exons. Gene Ontology annotation, cellular component: cytoplasm. NCBI's taxonomy places the organism in Eukaryota, Viridiplantae, Streptophyta, Magnoliopsida, Fagales, Fagaceae. The record is from RefSeq and is a predicted model, not a curated record. The coding region runs from base 1 to 1341 and encodes 446 amino acids. Gene Ontology annotation, molecular function: GDP-D-glucose phosphorylase activity.